CUUGACUUUUCUAAUUGUAUUUUGGGUGAUUUUUUUUCCCAUGUUGUUUUCCCAAAGCAUUGGAGGCUUAUGUUUCAUCAAGUCCCAAGGUGAUCUGAAAGCUAGCUAAGCACUUGUAAAUGGGAGAGGGGUGACGAAGGUAAUGGGACAAGUUGGAAGGAAGCGCCCAGAUGGGAAUUGCAUGUGUCGUAAGCCAAGUGUCUAAUGGCAGUCUGAGAAUACUGCACAAACUUCUCAGUUAAAAGUGUUUGUAACUCUUUUCAGUUCACUUUUAUAACAGAGGAGAAAUCACAAGGGAGCUAACGAAGCUGGCACAUUGGGGAGAAUCUGAAAUGAGAUCCUGUCUGGGAAAUGAAAGUUAAUGUGUGGGGUACAGGAGAAAUGUGAAAAAUAUUCAGCUGGCAGAAGCAAUCCGCAAGGCAGUUGUGGUUGGAAGAGACCUAGAGACGAAACUGCCCAAGAUAUAGCAGUCCAAAUUUCAUAUCCUCUUGGCAGGAGUAUUAUCCCAUGCUUUCGGAGAUGUGAGACUUUUGUUAAACUGGGCCCCAACUGGUGAUUGUUACAUAACUGAGCAGAGUUGCAAGGCAUAAAGACCUGUGUUCAUGCCCAAAUAGAACUGGAAACUUCAGACUGUCAUUGGCAGAAGCCCCUUGCCCUGCCAGGUUCUGGAUGCCAAGCACCUUCUGCCCAUGCAGCUGAUGAAUGCGUGAAGAGGAAGCUGACCAGGAGAGGGACUCUUGAGCAGCUGCUAAGAUGGGCAUGAGGAUCAAGUUGCACAGCACCAAUCACCCCAACAACCUGCUGAAGGAACUCAACAAGUGCAGGCUCUCCGAGACCAUGUGUGACGUCACCAUUCUGGUGGGGAGCCGCUCCUUUGCUGCACAUAAAGCAGUUCUGGCCUGCGCUGCAGGCUACUUCCAGAAUCUCUUUUUGAACACAGGGCUGGAUGCUGCCAGGACCUAUGUAGUAGAUUUCAUCACGCCAGCCAACUUUGAGAAGAUCCUCAGCUUUGUAUACACUUCAGAGCUCUUCACAGACCUAAUCAACGUGGGUGUCAUUUACGAGGUGGCAGAGCGGUUGGGCAUGGAAGAUCUGCUGAAGGCCUGCCAUUCAACCUUCCCUGACUUGGAGAGCUCAGCCAUCACGAAGCAGCCCUCUCUGUCCAUGGGCGAAGGCCGGUCAGGCCCUCUGAGCAGCACCUCGUCAGAACAGAAACAUUCUUUGGGUGAAAUCCGGAGCAGUGGGGAACAUUUUGGCCCUGAACGGAAUUACAUCUUGCAUGGAGAAGUGGCAGGCAGCUACAAAGAGGACGACCGGAACACCAUGAAUGAGGCCAGCCAGACCCUUUCCCUGAUGCAUCAGCAGCCUCCCAAGACAGAACAGGAAUCAGAACAAGGGCAGUUUGCUCCUGCCACAAGUAUGGCAACCCAGCCCAACCUGGGCAGCGUAAACGUUGCUCUUCAAACCACUACAGGCUCCUGCCAACAGUAUAAGGUCCAGAGCAAUGGUGACUACAGUAAGGGUGGCUUCUUUACUGCUGAUACUUCCCUAGACGUCUCCACAGGGAGCAACUCCUGUCCCAGCAACAGUGACCACUCCAAAGAGCAAGGUUUUGGGCAGAUGGAUGAGCUUCAGUUGGAGGACUUGGGGGAUGAUGAACUACAUUUUGAAGAUGCCAGUGAAGAGCUGGGCCCAACAGAAGAAGUUAUUGAGCUGAGUGACGACAGUGAAGAAGAGCUGGCCUUUGAGAAUGACAGCCGGGAUAGCAAGGCCAUGCCCUGUCAGGUGUGCAAAAAGGUCCUGGAACCCAACAUCCAGUUGAUCCGCCAGCAUGCAAGAGAUCACGUUGAUCUGCUUACUGGGAACUGCAAGGUCUGCGAGACCCACUUUCAGGACCGGAAUUCCAGGGUUACUCACGUUUUGUCCCACAUCGGGAUCUUUCUCUUCUCCUGCGACAUGUGUGAGACCAAGUUCUUCACCCAGUGGCAGCUUACCCUCCACCGAAGAGAAGGGGUGUUUGACAAUAACAUCAUCAUCCACCCCAGCGACCCGCUCCCGGGGAAGACCAAUAUGUUUGGUGGGGGGUCUGGCUCAGAGCUGGCAUGUGCUGCCUGCGGGAAGCCUUUGGCCAAAGAUUUUCACACUGUCCGCAACCACAUCCUGGACCACGUGAACUUGAAAAGCCAGACGUGUGGUGUGUGUGAUCAGAGGCACCUCAAUCUCUGCAGUCUGAUGUGGCACACUCUGUCUCAUUUGGGGAUCUCAGUCUUUUCCUGCUCCGUUUGUGCCAACAGCUUUGUAGAUCGGCACCUCCUGGAGAAACACUUGGCUGUUCACCAGAACAUGGAGGAGGCUCUUUUCCGUUGCCAUUUCUGUGGCCAGAGCUUCAAGCUGGAAGCAGCGUAUCGUUAUCAUGUCAGCCAGCACAAAUGUGGGGGCAGCCUGGACAUCCGACCCAGCUUUGGUGACCGACUCCAGCAGCAGGGCCUCCAGAAGAGGAAGCUGCCUGAAGAAUUCCUGAGUGAAGACUUGGCACUGCAAAAUCAGCCAGGCAACAGUAAGUAUAGCUGCAAAGUCUGUGGGAAGAGGUUUGCCCACACCAGUGAAUUCAACUACCACCGGAGGAUUCACACCGGAGAAAAGCCCUACCAGUGCAAAGUGUGUCACAAGUUCUUCCGUGGCCGCUCCACCAUCAAGUGCCACCUGCGGACACAUUCCGGCGCCCUUAUGUACCGAUGUACUGUGUGUGGGCAUUAUAGCUCCACACUCAACCUUAUGAGCAAGCACAUAGGCGUGCACAAAGGCAGCCUGCCCCCUGACUUUACCAUUGAACAGACUUUCAUGUAUAUUAUCCAUUCCAAAGAUGCGGAGAAAAACACAGACAGCUGAUUGGGUGAGACGGGACAGGGCCAGCAAAGGAGCAAAUGCUAAUUACAGAAGCUGUGGAAAAAUGUCAUUUAUUUUAUUCAAUGGUCAGACAUCAUGGAUGGAAUCCUCCUUUUCUAGUCUUUUUAAUUUUUGGGGGCCUUGCUAGGGCUUUUUUGAUUGGCAUUGUACAAAUUAACAGCAUGUAAGCUACAUCACCGUUUCCAAGAAGUCUGUCAUGUUUACUUACCUCUGGUCCUGUUAGAGGACAUUGAGUUCUGUGUUUUUAGCAUUUCUCACUAGGUUUUGAAUCUAGGUUGGUUGGUUGGUUGGUUUGUUUGUUUGUUUGAAACCUUUUAGCCCACUUGACUAGGCUAACCCUCUGAGCUUACCCACAAACUGAUGCUGCUAAGAUGCUGAAACCUGACCUCAGUAGAGAGGGACAGAGCCAGAGCAGGACAGUACUGGACUCAAAAAAUAACUGAAAGAAAAAAGACAGGAAAAAAAGACUCAUUCUAGGCAUCGCUGGGGUUCUGCUGCUAUUGUGAGGAGGUAAGCAAAGUCUGUGUCACAGAAUCAGCCUUGAAAUUGUCACUCCGUUGCAGGGGAGAUUAGCAAGCAGCAUGUGUGUGUGCACAUGCAAACGAGAAGAGGUACCUAGGAGUGAAUUAAUAGGAGGGUGAUUUGUUGCUCAGAAGGGCAAUUCCCCGUCAGUGCCUCUUGUGGUUGUGGUCUCUGGGAGGCCUGUCUGAACAGGGAGCGCAGCUGGCAGUUUCACUGCCCUCCCCAUGACAUGCCUCUCAAGUUUUCAAAGACCACCCCCUUCCCCCCCCCCCUUUCAGAACAAGGGAAAUGAAGGAGUAACUCCACCUCUUUGAAGAGAGCAGCCUGAGCAGAGGGGGUGGCUGCUCUGAAGGAGAGAUGGAUGUUUGAGCAGAGAUAUCUCUCAGAAGAAUCACUGAACUGGAGAAGGCAAGGGAAGCAGAUUUAUAUUGUGGGGCUGACUGCUUCUUAAGAAACAAUUUUUGAUGGAAUAGUCAUGCCUGGUUCUGCUGGCCCGUGGUCGGCCAUCACGAUGAGCAUGCUGACAUCUCCUCAGCUCUUACUUGUGUGCUUAUGACAGCCGUGCACGUAGAGCUCUGCCCGCGCAGUGUGCGUCUGAGGGCUUCCAGUUGUUGGAAGCGUUGGAUGUCUGAGAACAGCAUUGCUGAGGCCUGUGCAAAUCCCAGCAGACAAGGAUGUGAUGAAACCGUUGCCUUAACUCCCAGGAAGGUGUCUUUGAGAAGGACUAUUCUCUCUGCUAAAAAGAUAGCCCCCUCCCAUGGUUAAUGCAGUAAAUCACCACGUCCCAGACGUGUCUCUGUGAAACGUGUACUGCAGGAUGUUGUUGGUGCCAAUAUAAGUUGUUUCAUCUUUUACAGAAUAAUGCUGUAACUUUAGCACAUGCCAGCUGGUGGCUGCAACAGAGCAGCUCCAGAAACUUGCAGGAAUAGUAGCUGAUGUGAAUCUCAGCCUGUCCUGGACAAACGUCCAGCACAGGCUUGGGACUCCUCCUCAGAGCUGUGCGCCCUCCUGCAAAGUGGGCUUUCUCAGCUGCGCUAGCGAGGUUGAUCCCAUGCUUGUAAUGUUUACACCAGGAAGGGUGGGGGUUGGCUUUUUCCCAUGUUAUCCUGCUGUGGGGCAGAGGCGGAGAGGAACAAAUACUUCAAAUACCACAGCAUGAGUUAUAAUCACCCUUAGGUAACUCAUACUACCUCACAAACAGGAAGCGCUCAGGGCUUUCAAGCCACAGUCGUAUAGUAAAUUGGGCUCCUGCGCUUCUAUAAAGAUAUGCUAUUACAAAACAAAACUAGUGAUUUGCAAACCCUGUAAAAGUUAAUGCUUGAAGUCAUUCCACCUUUACCCUCCUCUUGAAGGGACAACCCACAACAGAGGAGCAGCAUGAUCUGGACGUGUGGUUACUGAGCUAGGAAUUUCUGGGGUUUACUCCCCCCGCUCCACUGUGGCCUUGGGCAAGUCACUUCACCUCUUUGCCUCAGUUUCCUCAUCUGUAAAAUGAGGAUGGUAACACUUGUGGUACCUACCUACCUCUCUGGAGUGUGGUGAAGAUUACUGGCUCAUAUCUGCAAAGCGUGUGGAAGAUGCAAAGCACUUAGUGAAUAUUACUAUUUAGCAUCCUAGGGCAAUAACAGCCUCCAUCCUUUCCUGUUCUGUACCGAUUUCUUGAGGUACAGCAACCACCUGGCAGGGUCAUUUUGCUCCUGUUGCAGCUUUCCCUAUCCAGAGCAAAUCUUCCUUUAGCUCUGCCCCCAUCGCAGUCCGGUGAAACAAGCUAUGUGGCAAUGUAAGAUUUGGGGCCAUGUUCCCCUCAGUGCUAGCUGCAUCUGAGAAGGGGAUUUGAGGAAGGGACUUGGCAGAAUGGGAAGGAGGAGCGUGCAUGCUGGGAUGUAGUGGCAUUGUAAUGCAACUGAAACCACAGUGCUUGAAAAGAGCUUCUCACUUGUCUCCUGGUAAAUUGCUGUCCAGGAGAAUAAGCAAGAGUUGGACUUUCCUUCCCAGGGAGGGAGAGAGUGGAGAUUAUACAAGUGUGCAACUGCUGGCUGCAUCUGGAAGCCUCUGGUUGUUAGCUCCAUACUCGGAAUCCUUCUCCGUCUGCGGCUGAUCCCUUUGGUUUGCCUAUAAAGCUGGUGUCCCUCCUCGGUAGCUCCAGAGUUUGCUUUGCUGUGACAGGGGCAAGAGACAGCAGCCCUGUGUCAAGCUAUAUUCCACCUGGCAGUGCUGCCCCCUGCGUGGACAUGAUGCCUCUUCCCAGAAAGCUCCUUUGUCCUGAGCUUGAAGUAAUCCUCCGUCACCCCAUGGACCUGCACAAACUGCACAAACACAAGGGGUCAGAGGAAUGGACCUUGCCUAGGAGGAAAAGGAGAAGCCAAGGCUGAUGAUAAGGCUGUUAAGAGUUUUGCGUCCCUUCCACAACCCAUGUAAUGUCGGCCAAGUUUGAGGCUGGCUGAUGUUGUCCUGGUGAUGUUAAACUGGACUCAUACUCUUGACGUUUUGGUGCCAGGAGUAUGUUUACAAGAGGAAAAUAGAUACUGAAAUGAUAGCUAACUCUUGUGAGAGAUGGGCAAGGGUAUUCCAUGCUUGUCAAGUAGAGCUGUGGUUUCCAAACUCUGGUCUUGUGGUACCACUGGUCAUCCAGAAGGCCUUAGCAUGUGAUCUUUAACUGGUCUGUGGAACCAUAUCUAGCCUAGUGUUUUUAAUUAAACAACAAAAAAAAAGAUGCUGAGAGUGCAUGGUGCUCUAGAAAAGUGUGGAGAGUUGACACUGGUUCACUGGAGGCUCCACUGAGGAGCUCUUUGAGUUAUGGGGUUUCUUUCAUUGUCCUGAUAGUAGCAAGAUGUGCUGGUAGACAAGACGAUUCAAAAGCCAUCUGGAUAGGGUUCGGGGCAACAUGUUCUAGGUGACCCUGCUUGAGCAAGGGGGUUGGAUUAGAUGGUCUCUGAGGUCUCUUCCAACCUCAACCAUUCUGUGAUUCUGUGAAGACUCUAGGAUGAUGGGAAAUGGAUGUGAUAUGUUCUGGAGAUUGCUAUGAAGGAUGUUGAGAGAGGCAGACUAGGCAUGGGAUAGCUGAGUCUUUAAAGCCUCAAGAUCCUCCUAAAAUGUCCCAGAAGCUGUAAUGAGCUUUUGGAUGGAUUGGGGCACUGUCAAGUGGUAAUGGUCUGUAGCCCCAUAUCUAGCUAAGCUGUGAAGCAAAAGCCUUUUGUGCACAUAAACCAAAAAGAGAAGCUUUUACACUGAAACACUAAUGGGCAAAGCAAGCCCACUCUUCUGAACACAGGGACAGGAAAGCAAAAGCCCACCCCAUUUUCUGCUGAUCGUUUUUGGAAGUGGGGAUAGGGACAGAGAUCUCAGUUCCCUGCUGUUUCUAUAUUUUGGAUUCUUCCCUAUGUUAUAAUGAAAUAUUCCUAUUCCCAUGUGAAAUAUUCUGCGAUCAGCACCAAGUUCUCAUUUGCUGAGGGAAUGUGGAGACAGGAUUUUGGUCUGCAGCAUUCUCUGGGUUUGCUGACCUUGUGUCGCUGCUCCUCCUCAGAUUUGCCAAAUGGCGAUUUUUCCACGAGAGGUCAAAGAUCUGAGCUCUCCCCAAGAAUCCAACAGUAGGACCCUGCCAGUGUGCAUUGGAGAACCGCUGCCCAGCAUGUCUAGUACCAGAUCAGAUCCCACAGAGUCUUUCCACUGGCUUUCCUGGGCUUUUAACCACGGCCGUAGCCCCUGACAGCAUGGCCCCGGUGCACGGGGUCCUCGGCACUUCUCCAAGCUGAUGUCCAGCUUUAGUGCUCUGUGUUCC
Struthio camelus australis is the source of this 7207-nucleotide messenger RNA. NCBI's taxonomy places the organism in Eukaryota, Metazoa, Chordata, Aves, Struthioniformes, Struthionidae. The record is from RefSeq and is a predicted model, not a curated record.